Messenger RNA from Megalops cyprinoides (Indo-Pacific tarpon), 1366 nucleotides. Its product is annotated as membrane progestin receptor delta-like. The coding region runs from base 338 to 1366 and encodes 342 amino acids. The transcript is spliced from 8 exons. Gene Ontology annotation, cellular component: membrane. Gene Ontology annotation, molecular function: signaling receptor activity. NCBI's taxonomy places the organism in Eukaryota, Metazoa, Chordata, Actinopteri, Elopiformes, Megalopidae. The record is from RefSeq and is a predicted model, not a curated record.
ACGGAGACAGUCAACCCCUUCCAACAAAAUCUGGUGAAGUUCAUUGUAAUCGAACCCAAGUUUUAAAACAAGCAGAGUCGACAGGCAAAUUUAAAGUUUCGCACCGGCCAGUAUAUGCGAUGCGUUGAUCAAGCGGCGGAGAAGACCAGGCUCCCCAUAAAAGCGUUUCCUGGGCGUCGUAACGGCUGUGGAGGGCGGGGCCUCGGACCGGUGCGUGUGAUGGGAGAGGGCGGCAGGGGCGUGGCCUGCUUGGUUUGAGCGCCCUGCCCUGUGGAGCGUGCCGUUGUGAGACAGACCGACCCUGCAGAGAGGAGGGGUUCUGCGUUCACCUGGAACCAUGCUGAGCAUCAAACUGCCACAGCUCUUCCACAACCACCAGGUUCCCAGGGUGUUCCGGGAGGACGGCAUCAUCUCGGGGUACCGGCACCCCCGGAGCUCCGCCCUGGACUGCGUGCUGAGCAGCUUCCAGAUGACCAAUGAGACGGUCAACAUCUGGACCCACUUCCUGCCCACAUGGUACUUCCUGUGGCGUCUGAGCGCGCUCUGCUCCUCGCUGGACUUCCUGUCGGAGAGCUACACCUGGCCGCUGCUGGUGUACAUGCUGCUGAUCUGCGUGUACCCCUUCACCUCCAGCUGCGCCCACACUUUCAGCAGCAUGUCCCCCGAGGCACGCCACAUCUGCUACUUCUUCGACUACGGGGCGCUCAGCCUCUACAGCCUGGGCUGUGCUAUCUGCUAUGGCUUCUACGGGAUGCCAGACCACUGGGUGAACAGCUGGCUGCAGCAACAUUUUGUGCCCAUCGCCAUGGGCAACACGCUAGUCUGCACCGGGUUGUCAUGCUACUCCAGGUUUCUCGAGUUGGAGUUUCCUCGGAAGAGUAAGAUCUUACGCACAGGGGCAUUUGUGUAUCCUUUCAUCUUCGAUAAUAUCCCUCUCUUCUACAGACUACUGCAGUGCUGUGGGGGCUGCUGCAGCCACAGCGAGGCCCUGUCCAACCACUGCUACCACCUGCUGUUCGCCUUCCUCACCUGCUUCCUGUUCGCCUCGCACCUGCCCGAGCGCCUGGCCCCCGGACGCUUCGACUACAUCGGUCACAGUCACCAGCUCUUCCACGUGUGUGCGGUGGUGGGCACACACUUCCAGAUGGAGGCGGUAUUGGCGGACAUGACAUCCCGCCGUAGCUGGUUGGCCGCCCACUCCACCAGGCCCUCGUUCCUGGGCACCAUGGGAACACUGGCCCUGAGCCUCCUGCUCAACCUGGCCAUCAUUGGCUUCUUCAGCGCCACCCUGCUGUGGCCAUCCAAUCACUUCACUCCAAACCAAGAUGCCAGCCAGGAGCCAGCCAAUGAGUACAAGGAAAAGUGA